UUGUGUGUGUUAAGCAAGCUCUAGAACCGUUUGGAAUUGAUAGUGUGCUCGAGAAGGCUGACGUGUUGGCGAGCAGGCCAAUACUAAUUGGUAGUUGCACUGAUGGAGCAUCAGUAAAUAUUGGUCAACGCAACGGUAUGCGAGGAAAAAUGCAACGAGCACUCCCGUGGAUUUUUUGGGGGUGGUGUUAUGCUCACAGGCUGGAGCUGGCUUGUAAAGACUCGUUCACCAGCGGUCUAUUUCAGGGUAUUAGUGACAUGCUACUCCGUCUAUACUACCUAUACUCCAAGUCUCCAAAGAAACUGAGAGAGCUGGCAGAAGUAGUCAGUGACCUGAGAGGAGUGUUUGAAUUCCCAAAGAGUGGUGAUACCCCAAUUCGCUCUGAGGGUAGUCGAUGGAUUUCGCACAAACGCCAGGCAUUGCAGAGGAUUGUUGAUCGCUAUGGUGCGUACAUGGCUCACCUUGAAUCUCUAGCAGAAGAUCGCUCAGUUUCAAAUGUUCAAAGACUUGAUUCUAGCAUGCGAGAGAGACUUGAGUGGUCAGAUGUCAACUUACUUCGAGCAAUACUGACAUUUCUUGAUACCCAAACUUGGCGCGCCCCAGUGGCAGAGGCGGAGGACAAAGCACUCACAGAAGUUCAGAAUGCUGUUGAUGUAAUAGCAACCACAUUCAGAGAACCCCUGGAGGCUGUAGGUGUUCGAAUUCUGGAACUUCAAGACGAAAUAACUGAAGUAUUAGAGUAUUCUCGACAAUAUUUGUCAAUAGAAACAGACGGUUACAAGAGUGUAUGGUACAAGCUCCAUGUUUGCCCAGAUGCUGUCAGAUGGGAAAAUGUCAUUUUGUUGUGUGAGCUAUGUUUUAGCCUCCCUUUUUCUAAUGGGUGCAUAGAGAGAAUGUUCUCGGCUUUGAAACUGGUAAAAACAGAUCGUAGAACACAACUUAGUCAUCAAAUGCUAACUGACAUUCUAGAAAUUCGACUAGAGGGACCUCCACUUGAAGAUUUUUCACCUAACAAAGCUGUGGAAACUUGGUGGAAUGACUCUACACGAAGACCUAAUCAGAGUACUCGCAACCGGUAUGCUCCUCGUAGCGGUGAGGGCUCAACAAGUACAUCAAUAACAAUUCCUGACGAAGCUGAGUCCGACUCUACCUUGUCACUGGAUGAAUGGGAUUCCUGGUUCGAUAACUAAUAAAUUUUCACCUUUGACCUUAUACUGAUACAUUAAUUAUGUGUAUAAUUAUUAAUUAUCUCGAUCCUACAUAAUAACUAUGUGAACGUGUAAUAUAAUUAUCAUUCAUGACAAGAAAAUUAUACGACUAUUAAUCCAUCAAAUGUCUCGAGGCAUCUAAAAUAC
Molecule: messenger RNA, 1355 nt
Organism: Halichondria panicea
Lineage: Eukaryota; Metazoa; Porifera; Demospongiae; Suberitida; Halichondriidae
Exons: 2
Coding region: 138-1190 (350 amino acids)
Source: RefSeq, a predicted model, not a curated record